AUGCCGAGUUAUGCUAAAUUCAUGAAAGGUAUUCUAUCUCGGAAACUCAAACUUGAGGAAUUGGAGACCGUAGCUUUGACCAAGGAGUGUAGUGCGGUGUUGCAGCAAAAAUUGCCUCCGAAGCUGAAAGAUCCGGGAAGUUUCACAAUCCCGUGUAGUAUUGGGGAGUUAUCUUUCACCAAGUGCUUGUGUGACUUGGGAGCUAGCAUCAAUCUGAUGCCGUUGUCCGUCUUCAAGAAACUUGGUUUGCCGGAGCCGAAACCUACAAACAUGUCAUUACAACUGGCUGAUCGGUCGAUCACAUACCCACGAGGUAUAGUGGAGGAUGUCUUGGUUAAGGUGGAAAAGCUCAUCUUCCCGGCUGAUUUUGUUAUUCUAGACUUCGAGGAGGAUAUUAAGAUUCCCAUAAUCUUGGGAAGUCCAUUCUUAGCUACAGGCCAAACUUUGAUCGAUGUGCAAAAAGGAGAGCUUACAAUGAGAGUUCAAGAUCAGAGUGUCACUUUUAAGGUGUUCAAUGCAAUGAAAUUUCCAACCUACGAAGAAGAAUGCUUUAAGGUGGAGCCACUAUAA
Messenger RNA from Daucus carota subsp. sativus, 570 nucleotides. RefSeq lists its product as uncharacterized. The transcript has a single exon. NCBI's taxonomy places the organism in Eukaryota, Viridiplantae, Streptophyta, Magnoliopsida, Apiales, Apiaceae. The record is from RefSeq and is a predicted model, not a curated record. Bases 1 to 570 code for a protein of 189 amino acids.